Paramecium sonneborni is the source of this 332-nucleotide messenger RNA. The record is from the annotation of a GenBank genome assembly. NCBI's taxonomy places the organism in Eukaryota, Ciliophora, Oligohymenophorea, Peniculida, Parameciidae.
AUGUAAAUUUAUGGGAAGUAAUUGAAAUUUUUAUUCAUAUAAGUAGUCGAAAAUAAUGUGGAAAUCACAUUAUCAAAUAUUAUGAACUUCAGGGAAGUAUAUAAAAUAAAGAAGGCUAAGCCUUGCAUUUUUCUGAAUUUAUGCAAAUGUUGAUAAAAAUUGAAAAAAAAACAAAAAAGGUUCUUUGUCAGAAUGUCAAUCAUUUGUAUACUUAUUUUAAUGUGGCUAGAUUGUCACUAAUAAAAUAAAAACAAUCAAUUCUUCGAAGGGCAUAAUAACUAAAAAAUUAUCUACAAAAUAAAAAAGAAUAAAUUUUUAAAGGCGAAUUGUGA